AUGGCGGCCGAGGCUGUGCGGGAAGGGGAGGAGCGAUGGGAGAGCGAGGAUGCCAUCCUGGUGGAGGAGCUGGGGCUAGUGGGGGGUGACCUAAGGUUGGUGCUGCAACUGGUCGUGUUGGAGGGGGAGGACGGAGAGGACGAGGAGGACACGGAGGAGGCCGCGGAGGAGGUAGACGAGGCUGACACGGAGGAGGAAGACGAGUCUAGGGAGGCUCUAGAGGCCCUGCAGUUGGAGCUGGAGCGCAUGAAGAAACACGCCAGCAGCUCCUACUCUGCGCUCAGGCUCAGGUGUUGUCGGAGGCAGCAGCGUCCCCUGGAACACCGAAGCGCCCUUAUGCGGGGCAUCCCUGGCUUCUGGGCCAAGGCUUUUGUGAACCACCCACAGAUGUCAGCCGUGAUCAGGAAGCAAGAUGAAGGCCACCUUGGCUACAUGACGGAUUUGAAGGUGGAGGAACUCAGGUUUCCCCGUGAUUGCCGCCAGAUCCUGCUCUUCUUUCGAAAAAACCCCUACUUCCGGGAUGAAGUCCUUGUGAAGGAGUAUGUCCUCAGCGCUGCUGGGUAUGGACCGUCUCAUUCCACUCCCAUCCAGUGGCACCAGGAUUAUGAACAGGAGGCCUACAGUCGCAGGCACCACAACACCAGUCUUAACUCCUUCAACUGGUUCUCUGACCACAGCUUUGCUGGUUCUAGCACCAUAACUGAGAUCAUCAUGGAUGACUUGUGGCCCAACCCCUUGCAGGACAACGUGAGGAAGAAGGCCCCAGGAGAGGGACCCGAGAGGACGACAGCUCAGAUGAACGUGUGA
Molecule: messenger RNA, 807 nt
Organism: Zalophus californianus (California sea lion)
Lineage: Eukaryota; Metazoa; Chordata; Mammalia; Carnivora; Otariidae
Product: testis-specific Y-encoded protein 3-like
Exons: 7
Coding region: 1-807 (268 amino acids)
Biological process (GO): nucleosome assembly
Cellular component (GO): chromatin; nucleus
Molecular function (GO): histone binding; chromatin binding
Source: RefSeq, a predicted model, not a curated record